Messenger RNA from Morchella sextelata, 4425 nucleotides. RefSeq lists its product as uncharacterized. The transcript has 7 exons. Bases 1 to 4425 code for a protein of 1474 amino acids. The record is from RefSeq and is a predicted model, not a curated record. Lineage: Eukaryota; Fungi; Ascomycota; Pezizomycetes; Pezizales; Morchellaceae. Gene Ontology annotation, molecular function: catalytic activity.
AUGUCGCAGCAAGCUUCGCUCCAGUCCUUUUUUACCCAGUCUUCCCAGCAAGGGACAGCCCCCUCGCAGAACAAGAACACCCAGGUUCCCGACCCAACCUCAUCUGGAGCCCAGGAACAGGAAUUUUCCUCGACCUUUGCAACAGAAUCCGACUACAACGACCCCUACCAACCGAGAGUGGACUACCUCUACCCGAGCAUUGUCCCCCAGGACACUCACACCCAGACGGACCUGAACUAUAUCACCUGGGCUAUUAGACAUACCACCAGCCGGAUCUGCCCGCCCUCCGACAGGAUUGAAAUCCUCGAAGAGCAAACAACUACACUCCGGAGAACAGUGGAUACACUGAAACAUCAGAUCGAGGCGCAGACAAACAUGAUCACCAAUAUGCAUUCGGCGAUCCACGCGCUCCUCAAUAAACAACCACAACCGCAGCAACCGCAGCAACCGCAACAGCACGGUCCCACAAACACCCCACCUCGUGGAUGGAAGGCAGGCACCUGGGCCGCCGUGGCCUCGGCACCCGGUCCCGCUCAAGGAAACUUCCAGGUCAUCGAGAGGAAAAAGAAGUCUGCAAAGCCAAAAGCGGACCCCCUCUUCAAACCAGAGUACACCAAAAUCAACAGAGAAAUCAUUGUUGAAACCACAGCCCCAUCCGAUGUCAACCCCUCCGAAAUCAGGACCCUAGUCAAUGCAAGAAUUCAGGACGAAUCCUGCCAUUUCAUCUCGGCAAGAAGAACACCCAAGGACAACUUCAUCCUGGAAACAAAAUUCAUUACCCCGGCAACAAAGGCAAUGGAAUAUGCCAAAGAAAUUGAGGAGGCUCUCCUCACCCUACAGGUACCGGUCGCCGUCAUCCGUGCAAACUCCAAAUGGUCAAAGUUCCUCCUCCAUGGAAUCCCCACAACGGUCGGGGAAGGCAUCGAGGCGGGGCAAUUGGUAGCAUCAGAAAUCAGAAGCAACUACGCAGAGAACUUCCAACUUGCCCAGGUUCCCCGCUGGAUCUCCAGAGCAGAAACUCGAAUGGAGAAAACCCACUCAUCAAUGGUCAUCGCGCUCCCAGGACAAAUUACGAUGGAAACACUAGGAGUCAAAUUUCUAUCUCUCUUUAACCGAAGCUGCCAUAUCGAGGCCUUCCUUCCAACCUUCCCGGACACCCAGUGUGCGAAGUGCCUCGAAUACGGCCACCGCCAAGAGAAAUGUAAGAACAAUGGGAAAUGCGGCCACUGCGCCGGAGACCACCUCACCAGUUUCCACCCAUGUAAUGAAUGCCAGAGAGGAUACAGAUGCACCCACACCCCUAUCAGAUGCCUGAACUGUAAAGGAGCUCAUAAGGCCUCUGACCCAGUAUGCCCCGAGAGGGCCAAACGCCGUUUCCUCAACAAAGGGAAGGAAAAUGCCCCACCCGCUCAAGACCCACCGGCCGCACCCGUUCAAGAGCCCCGAACCACCGCGCUUGCACACCAACUCAAUUGUGCACGGAGCCAACUUAUUACCAAGGCGGCGGUAGAAGAAGCGGAAACGGACUCUAGUAUUUAUUUCCUAUUAUUACAAGAACCAUGGACCUCAGCAGAGGGAUACCCACCAGAAUCAAAUCUUUUUUAUAUUUUCACAGCCAGCAAUAACAACACAAAAUGUGCAACAUACGUCCGCAAACAUGCCAACCUCAAACCAAAACACCACUAUACAUACGAUAAUUUUAUAGUAUCGAUCACGGUGGAAAUCCAGAACAAGAAAACCCAAAUCCUAAACAUAUACUCCCCAGGCCGGAGUGGCCCCUUCGCACAAGUCGCAAGUACAAUCCAAACCCUUGACAAUUGUCUAGUUAUGGGAGACUUCAACUGCCACCAUCAAAUGUGGUACGGAAAACUGACCCUCCUGAACGAACCAGGCGUCUUUACGCAUUUCCCCAGAGACAGAGGGAAAAGGCCCACAAUCAUCGACCUUACAUUUGUAAAAGGCCCAACACUUGACCACAACCUACGAUGGAGCACUGAACCCUACGGAGCGGGCUCAGACCAUGGGAGAACCUCUGUCCAUUUACACUUGGAAAAACCACCAUUUGUACCAAGACGAAUGUGGCGACAAAUAGACUGGAAGCUAUUGGAUAACCAAAUAUCAAAUCUUUCCCUCCCUGCAGAGGCAUGGGAAACCAAGGAACAUACGGAACAAACGGUCGAAUUCUUCCUAGAACUGGUUAAGUCAACAAUCAAUAUAGUAACGCCACUCUCGAAGGAAGGGGGUAAACCCGGCAGAAAGGAAGGCGAGAAAUACAAGGAAACUCAACCACGUGGAGGAGCACCGGAAGGCAUGCAGAGAAUGGACAGUCAUGAUCCGGAACGAAAAGCGGACCAGCGGGAAAAGACGAUGAACGAAGCGAAAGGUAGUGAGGUCUGGAGAAUCCAAAAUGUAGGAAGGAGGAGAGACACAAUCAUACCAACCAUACAAGGUGAAGAAACGUUUGCGGGGAAAUGCCAAGCUCUAAGAGCCCAACUCUUCCCCACAAAAUGGACGUCCCCCGACCACCCCCCCCUAAAUAUUAGACCCCCCUCUUUUGACCUUCGUGAUACUUUCAACAUAGUCACCCCCGAGGAACUCAAGAAAGCAAUUGACUCCUGCCCAGUGCACUCAGCGACCGGCCCGGAUGGCAUUCCCUAUACCUUUAUCAAAGCAAUAAUCAAAGCAAACACAACUCUGAUCCUAGACAUGUUCUCCGCCAUGCUUCGGCACGGAGUACAUCCAGCGGAAUGGAAAAUAGCAAAAUGCAUCCCGAUCCCGAAACCCGGCAAAGCAAACUAUCACGAAGCAAAAGCCUACCGGCCCAUCUCCCUUCUACAAUGCUUCAGCAAAAUCCUGGAGAAAAUAGUGGCUCAAAGACUCUGCACCUCUGGAGAAAUCCUAGGUACACUCACCCCGAAUCAAUUUGGGGGGAGACCAACCAUCUCAGCAAUCGAUGCCCUCCUAAGAACCCUAACACCAAUACAACAAAACCUACUACUGAAAAACAGCACCGGAGUCGCCCGGCGGGACAGACCAGCGAUCCUAACCAAUGAUAUCCAGGGAGCAUUUAACUGUGAAUUCAACACCGGCAGAAAACUACAAUUCCAAUUCAACCAUGAGCUAGAGGAACCACAGCCCUACCAAUCUGGAGUACCGCAAGGCAGCCCCAUGUCCCCGGUACUAUUUAUGAUCUAUGCUGGAGUAAUCCUGGACCCAACAAGCAGCCCGAAAGAGAUGGACACUACAUACAUCGAUGAUGAUGUGCUGGUGCAAAUAUCCAAAACACCAGGCUUCAUAAUCAAAAGAAUGGAGGAACGUAUGAGAGAGAGACUAAUGAAAGCCGAGCCACUCCAAAUCAAAUACGAUCCGGAUAAAUCUGACCUGAUCUUCUUCUGCCCUACCACAUCAUCCAUACAACAACCACGACUUCCAGUCAAAAUCAACAACACCACUACAUACCCCAAGGAGAGGCUGAAAUAUAUAGGAGUCUGGAUAGAUCCGACCCUCUCUUUCCGGCCCCAUAUCGAAGCAGCAAUCGCAAAAGGCCUUAAAGCCCUCCACCCAAUCCGGAACACUGCCCGCAUGCCAGUCAUAACAGUUAAGACAAUCCACCACCUAAUAACACAAGGCUUCCUUCCAAGUCUGCUCUACAGAUCCGAGGCUUGGUGGACUGGCGCAGACCACAUUAUAAGAUCCCACGAACCACUAUACAAUGAAGCUGCCCGGGUCAUCACCGGCCUACCACGAUGGACCAAGAGAGCUAAACUCCUCCGAGAAGCAGGCCUACCCCCCCUAGAACACCUUCUGACAUAUCGUUCAAGAAAGUACGGAACUAGAAUACUCUGCACCAACGCAACCCACCCCAAUAACGAAUCCCUGAUCGAGCUGCUCCCAUACAGAGAGGCAAAUAUCAAAGGGACAGGCCUACACCGAAUCGCCUCCCUCUUACUUCCAUAUCAAACCCCCGGAAACAUGAGAGACAAGUGGAACCAAAACAAACUAUUACGCGACCACCUGUUAGAAGAAUGGAAUACACAACCAAUACCUAACUACCACCAUCGGGGGGAAUUCCCCCCCCCUCCCAAGAUUGCGAAACUUACCCUCAUAGAAGCAAAAAAGAUAUUUCGAAUCCGACGCCAAACCACCCGAAUUGACAAACAUGCAGCACAUACAGACCCCGAACCAUGCCAGUGUGGUAUGGAAAACUCAGCGAAACAUAGACUCAUGGAAUCCCCAGCGUGGGCUCGAAUCCGUGCCCCCCUAAUAGAGAAAAUCCCCGGAGCGAUAACCUGGGAAAACUGGAUGUUUACAAACCUGAAAACGGACCUAACCCUACAAUUUGCAAAGAAAUCUCAACUCUCGAAAUGGUACGAGUCGGUGGAGGCGGAGGCAGACCUGGAAGAGGGGACGGAAGAAAAUGAUUAG